GUUCACACCUUACAACGGGACCAGAGUCACUGAAGAGGAUUCUGUUCUGGAUAUCAGUUUCUGCUGAAAGUAAAGUAUUUCUGUCACGAAUCACAACCUGGUAUCAGGGAGGAUGGAUAAUGCUCAGCCGGAGAGGGACAGUGGAGGAGAUCGUCACUCGGUGGAAUCUGUUUCCUACAAGACGCUGACUGUCAAAAUAUUGCAUGCGGAAAAUCAACGGCAUUUCAGCAACUUGAUUUAUCGUGGCUGCUUCGUCACCGUGUCUCUGCCUACAGCGUCAACAAAAACCUUCCGCACAAAGACUGUGUACAACUUUAAAAACCCUGUGUGGAAUGAAGAGGUGACCUACAGGCUCCCAGACAACGUCAAACAUGUUCUGGAAAUCCAAAUGUACGCUGUGAGUUUCCUGAGGACCAUCCUGCUGUCCACAAUCUGGCUCGACAGUCACUUCACGGGGAACCCGAUGUCCAAACCUGGUGCAGAGAAAAAAUCCCAACUUGACCUGCGCAUCAAAUGGUCUGAUGGAGAUGAAGCUGGAGUCGUUGGAUACCACUCCAAUGGGAUUGUUGUGGCUGCUCCACUCGCUGAUUUGGAUGUUAACCUUGAGAAGCCGCUUCAAAGAAGGAAUGUUAAAGACAAGUUGCUGAACAUAAAUGGAUCCUAUCAGGAGUCUCAGACACUGCGUUUAAAGGAACCUCAAAAACUGCGUUUCUACAUCAACAGAAACUUGGAGACAGACCUGGAAGUCCAAGAACGUCGUAAGAGUCUAAGGAAGGUUCUGCGCUGGUAUCUCAGACCUGUGAAGUGGACGGUCAGAGGCGUGUUGUUCAUUACAGUUGUGGUUUGGAUUCUUCUCAAAUGUGUGCUUAUGUGCCCUGCACUCGCUUUGUGGAGGUUUCUCAUAAAUCUGUUUCGAGGACAAUCCAGUCUAGCUGGUUUUUGGAACGGUUUCAAAUGUGUGCUUAUGUGCCCUGCACUCGCUUUGUGGAGGUUUCUCAUAAAUCUGUUUCGAGGACAAUACAGUCUAGCUGGUUUUUGGAACGGUUUCAAAUAUGUGGUUUUCCUCCGCUUCCUUGGACCCCCAGUGAGGAUGUCUCUCACAGUCGUGGUUUCCCUGAUACGGCUUGGAUACAAGUUGUGGAAAGAACCAAACUACUGGGUUUUAGUCAAACACAUUGGAGCUAUGUUGUGGCAUUCAGUGAAAUCCCUGGCUAAGAGAGAUGAAUCAGACACUCACGUUACUAAGACGUUGGCGUCCAUUCAGCUGGAUCCACUUUCUGGAAAUCAGAAGGAGAAGGUUUCCCUCAAAAUUGGAAAGGACAUGGUCGAUCUAGACCUGGAAACAAAUGAACGUGAGGAGGAAGAACUCGAUGUUCGCAUGGAGUUUGAUAUUCCGCAUGAAGAGAAAGAGUUUCUGAAGAAGAGGAAAGUUGUGGUGGCACAAUCUCUACAGAAACUUCUAGGUCUCGAGUGUCCACUUAAACCUGAUCAGGUCCCGACUAUAGCUGUGGUGGCUUCAGGAGGAGGAGCCAGGGCCAUGACAGGUCUGCUCGGCGGUUUAAAGGGGCUUCAGGACAUGGGAGUCCUCGAUACUGUCAGUUACAUCACUGGAGUUUCUGGAUCCACCUGGACUAUGUCUUCUCUGUACAGAGACCCAAACUGGUCAAAGCAGAACUUAGAGAAGGUCAUUAAUGAAGAAAAAGUACAGAUGACAAAGAAACUCUCAAGUGCCUUCUCUGAAGAGAAGACUAAGUAUUAUGUUGAACAAAUGGAAGAGAAAAGGAAAGCUGGGUACUUGCAGUCAUUCAGUGACCUGUCGGGCCUGAUCAUCGAACAUCUCAUCUUCGGGAAGGAAACAACCUACAAACUGUCUGACCAGAAGGAAGCAGUGGCUGAAGGUCAAAAUCCUUUACCAAUAUACACUGCCGUCAAUAAGAAAGAGGACGUAAUGGAGGGGGAACAGAGAUCUGAAUCUGAGUGGUGUGAGUUCACCCCCUAUGAGGUCGGACUCCUGAAAUACGGUGCCUUUGUCCGAACUGAAGACUUUGGAAGUCACUUCUUUCUUGGUCACCGUAUUAAGAAACUCCCAGAACUCCGCAUCCCCUAUCUGAUCGGGAUGUGGAGCAGUGCAUUUUCUCUCAGUGUGAGUGAGUUGUUGGAUUUUGUGAUUGGUCCUCGAUCGAAGUCUUCCAAAUCAGAAGAUGACAGUGAAGGGACUUCAACAGUUCAGGCACGCAGGGCAGUUCUACAGAGAAGAGUCACUAUACCCCUGUCCGGGAUCUCCUUUGGUAACAAAGGACUAAUAGUCAAGCGUUCAGUCUCCAAAAUGACCGCAUUUGUGCAUCGUCUGUUCUGUAAACGUCCACUCGUCACUGAAAUUUACAACUACAUGCACGGUGUCUUCAUGCACAAGAACUACGACAAAGACCCCAGAUUUCUGGCUUGGAAAGAGAGUCAAGCAUUAGGGCUGAGUAAAGAGAGACACCCUGACUCCUACCCCAACGAGCUGACGCCCAGCGACUCCACCCUGCAACUGGUGGAUGCUGGUCUGGCCAUCAACAUCGGCUGUGCACCGAUUCUACGGACAGAGAGGAAGGCCGACCUCAUCAUCGUCCUCAGCUACUCAUGGGACAUAGACCCACUUGCGGUGGUGAAACUCACAUCCAGUUACUGUAAAUCCCAUGAAAUCCCCUUCCCCAACGUGGACGGAACUCUGCCGGAGCAGGAGGCGUACGUCUUUAAGGAUGAGGACCAGGCUGAAGCCCCUAUCGUCAUCCAUUUCCCACUCGUCAAUGUCACCUUCAGAGAUGUCCUUGCACCAGGUUUGAAACGUAAAACGCCAAAGGAGAGAAAAGCUGACAGACUGUACGGCGACAAUUACACAACCAGGAACCUGGUCUACGACAAGAAGCACUUCGAGUUCUUGAUCAACCUGACGUAUUACAACAUCAUCAGCAACAAAGAGAUGAUGCUGAACGUCCUCAAAGACGCCGUCCACAGGAAGAUGGAGAAAACAAAUGCACAUUAACUGGGUUCAUCAACGCCUCGGUUCAUUUAAAUGGAUAUAAUAAUAAUAAUAAUAAUAAUAAUAAUAAUAAUAAUAAUAAUAAUAAUAAUAAUAAUAAUAAUAAUGCAUUUUACUUCCUCCGCCAAGGAACAGCGGAGGUUCUGUUUUCAUCGGGGUUUGUUUGUCUGUUAGCAA
Molecule: messenger RNA, 3202 nt
Organism: Sphaeramia orbicularis (orbiculate cardinalfish)
Lineage: Eukaryota; Metazoa; Chordata; Actinopteri; Kurtiformes; Apogonidae
Product: cytosolic phospholipase A2 zeta-like
Exons: 32
Coding region: 113-3028 (971 amino acids)
Biological process (GO): glycerophospholipid catabolic process
Cellular component (GO): cytosol
Molecular function (GO): calcium-dependent phospholipid binding; calcium ion binding
Source: RefSeq, a predicted model, not a curated record